GUGGUCGCUAAUCGCCGGGAGAUUACCGGGCCGAACAGACAAUGAAAUAAAGAACCAUUGGAAUACUCACUUGAGCAAAAGGUCACUAACAAUCGACGACCUAAACCUCAAGUUGAAUCACAACCUUGGGCUUAGCCAUAUGCACCGCGAUUCGAGCCAGGGCUUUGCAGCUGCCCAGCUGAGGGGCAAUAUCGCGGAAUGGCUCACAACCAAUGAUUUCGAGCCGGCAAACCUGUCAUCUGAGUUGCCCAAGUUCGAGUUCGAUUUCGAAACGCUCUUUGACUUCAUGCCGCGGACAUGUGACAACCAGAACGUUGGCGGCGGCGGCGGCGGCAGCAGCAGCGAGCUAGGAGUGAAAGAUUACGCCAUCAUAGGCCACGAUGGUUAUAUGAUUAAUGAAGAUGAUGGAGAUGGAUUUUUCAAUCUAAACCAUUUUGGUGAUCCGCCGCAGAUUGGUGCACUGGACCAGCUUACUAAUUUUCAGGAUUAUGUGCUCUAUUAUUUAGAAUAA
Messenger RNA from Ananas comosus (pineapple), 511 nucleotides. RefSeq names its product transcription factor MYB80-like. The annotation marks the transcript as partial. The record is from RefSeq and is a predicted model, not a curated record. The transcript has a single exon. Gene Ontology annotation, cellular component: nucleus. Gene Ontology annotation, biological process: cell differentiation. Lineage: Eukaryota; Viridiplantae; Streptophyta; Magnoliopsida; Poales; Bromeliaceae. Gene Ontology annotation, molecular function: transcription cis-regulatory region binding.